AUGUCGGACACCCGGUCCGUCGAAGCAGGUUCAUCGAGGUCCAGGCUCACACAGCCGAGCGAUCGCAGCCAGAUCAUAGCUGCGGGUAGCGAUGUGGCAAAUGGCAGCCUCGUUGACCAGGCUGCUCCGAAGGCAGCCGCAUCGUCAUCCGGAGCGACUGCCUCCUUCUUUCCAACACCUGCGCUUGAUCAUGCAUUUGCUGGCAUCGCAGCAGGUGCUGUGGCGACCAUCUGCAUGAAUCCGCUCGAUCUGAUCAAGACAAAAUACCAGGUGGACACCUCUCGUCCGCGCCCGCUCGGAUUCCGACCCCGUGCUGGUGCACCGCUCUAUUCCCAAGCGGCAUCUUUGGCCGCUGAUCGAUCGGCUGGUUCAAACACGAACUCAUUGGCGGCGGAUCUCAAGGGCAAAGCCCGCGCCAGCGACCUCAGCUCGACAGCGCAAUCCCAGAUGGCACGCGCCGCGCCCCGUCGUGGAUGGAGGUACUAUGCGCUGGGCGGCCAGGUUGGCAACGACAUGAUCGGCGCGCUCAACGACAUUGUCAAAGCUGAUGGCUGGAAGGGGUUGUACCGCGGGCUCAGUCCCAACGUAGCGGGUAACUCGGCGUCGUGGGGAUUGUACUUUCUGUGGUACACCAUGAUCAAGGAGCGCAUGUCGGCGAGCAAUCGCGACCUGGAACUCAGCACGGGCGAAGUCAAGAAACUUUCGGCGGGCCAGCAUCUCUUGGCGGCGUCCGAGAGUGGAGCGAUUACGGCGCUCAUGACGAAUCCGAUCUGGGUGGUCAAGACACGCAUGUUCACCACGCCCCAAUCGACUGCCGCAUCGACGGCAGCAGGCGCCGGCACAGCGGCUGCACGUGCGCCGCCCGAAGUGUACCGCGGGCUUUGGCACGGGCUUGUGUCGAUCUACCGCACCGAAGGCUUGCGCGGAUGGUACAAGGGUGCAGGACUGGCGCUCUUUGGUGUCUCGAACGGCGCGAUCCAGUUCAUGGCGUACGAGGAGCUCAAGAAGUGGCGCACCUCGGUCGCGGCUCGCAAGCAGCAGCGCAGCGAAGGCCAUACACGGCCCGUGGAUACGAGCAUGAUCAAGCUCUCGAAUGCAGAGUACAUUGUCAUGUCGGGCGUGUCCAAGGUGGCGGCCAUCCUGCUGACGUAUCCGUACCAGGUGGUGCGGUCGCGCAUCCAGAACCAUGCCACCUCGCACAUCUAUCCGAACAUCAGGACGUGCAUGCGGCUCACGUACACGCACGAGGGCGUACGCGCCUUCUACAAGGGACUGGUGCCUAACUUGGUGCGCAUUCUACCGGGCACGUGCGUCACCUUUGUGGUGUACGAAAACGUCUCGUGGGCGCUCAAGGGUCUGGCGAGGAGGAGGAUUCAAAAGCAACAACUGCAGAUUGCACCGGAUACAGACGUUUCGCUCUAG
This is a messenger RNA of Moesziomyces aphidis, 1422 nucleotides long. NCBI's taxonomy places the organism in Eukaryota, Fungi, Basidiomycota, Ustilaginomycetes, Ustilaginales, Ustilaginaceae. The record is from the annotation of a GenBank genome assembly.